CACAGCCCUUAUCGGGGUCGGGUGUGGCGUCGUUGAGUGCGGCGUGCAUCAGAAGGUUAAGUGGGAACAUUGACACCAUCCUCGCUCUUGCCAUACUCCAGGCUAGGCACAGCAUCCUCGACGGAACAUUAUGUAUGCACCUUCCAGAUGCUCUGGACGCAUGAGACAGCAUUGCUCUGUAUGGGUAGAUGUGCCAUGCAGGGUGCUCGACGCUGCGCUUCUCGAAACGGAGGACUGCAUUCUGCCAGCUGUGUGCAUACGGGCAGCCAGAAACAACACGCCUGCGGCAUUCAUCAGCGCCCAUCAGCAGCCCGCGUCGCCAAACCCCAAUUCAAAUGCAUUCUGCACCUCACAACUUUAACUUCAACUUGAGCACAUCAUUGUCGUCGAACUCCACCUCGGCCGUGCCGGCCGAGGUGGCACAUGCCGCAUACCUAGCGCUGAUAGGCUGUAUCUACCUCAGCCACUACUGCCCUAUGACGACACCAAACCAACAACCGCGCGCCACUUCGCACAUCGCACUUUGCUCGCACCCUCGAGACGCUCGGCUCGUUACUGAUCAGAAAAGUGUUGCGUGCCGGUGCGGGAGUGCUGGUGCUGCUUUUGUGAUUGUCAAGGGGAACGGCACAGUUUGCGGUGUUACAUCUGAGUGCCGUUGCCGUGGCUCUGGUCUUAGUCUGGAGCUGGGGGACUUGAAGAUUAGAAUUCAUUAUUAGAUGUUGUCGUUAUCAUGUUGCCCUUCCUCAGUUGUGAUGUAGCGAUUGUAAUGCAGCCAAUGUCCCGACCCAAUGCUGUGUGGGUGAUGCUGCCAAACCAA
Macroventuria anomochaeta is the source of this 817-nucleotide messenger RNA. RefSeq lists its product as uncharacterized. Lineage: Eukaryota; Fungi; Ascomycota; Dothideomycetes; Pleosporales; Didymellaceae. The record is from RefSeq and is a predicted model, not a curated record. The coding region runs from base 189 to 716 and encodes 175 amino acids. The transcript has a single exon.